Dermacentor albipictus is the source of this 1264-nucleotide messenger RNA. NCBI's taxonomy places the organism in Eukaryota, Metazoa, Arthropoda, Arachnida, Ixodida, Ixodidae. The record is from RefSeq and is a predicted model, not a curated record.
CUGGACGGUGCCUGUUACAAUGGCUGCAGCUGCAUUUCUGGUUUGCAUGCCCUGGUCAUGGUCCGGUCUCCUCCUCGUGUAUUUCGUGGAAAAGUUCGACACAACGAGGGAAAUGGCUUCAUGGCCAAAAACCAUCGCUGCUAUACUAAGCCAUCUUUCAGGCUUCGGCCAUGGAAUAUUCCUCACGUCCUCGACCAUAUACACACUCCUACAUUUCAGCAAGUACCGUGCCAUCGCAACGUCGUUUGUUUUCAUCGCAUUUGGUUUGUCAGCUGCCGUCAGCCAGUUCGUACUCGCCGGGCUGGUGGAAAUCUACGACCUGACUGGAGCACUGUUGUUGUACGGGGCAAUUCUCAUGAACUCAGUCGCGAUUGUCAUGCUGGUCAAAAUUCCUCCCACAUUCACACUCAGCUGCAAACGAAAGAGCCUCGAACUUCACGAAAAUGCACUUUCCACGGAACGGAGUCACAGAGCUACAAGCGAUGACAACGCACCUACCCAAAGCCCAGAAAGCCGAUGGUGCUCCAAUCAAACGGACAAAGCGGCCCAGCCUGAGAGCAGUACCUUGAAGCAUGUCCUGGCCCUCUUCAGCACGCCUUCAUUUUACGUUCUACUUGGAGCCAUCCUUGUUGGAGACUACACUUGCGUCGAGUUCCUGGCGACAAUCGUGGAUUAUGGAGUUGACAAAGGCUUCGAGCUUCGCAACGCCAAACAUUUGGUGACGUUCUAUUCAGCAGGCCAACUCGUAGGCCGUAUCGUAGUUCCAGUGCUAGCCGACUGUGUGCCUUUCACCCGCCGACCACUGUACGCGUUUAGCUUUGCGGCAUUUGGUGUGUGCAUGGUGGCAAUGCCACAAGUGACUUACAUUGCGCUAGUGGCAGCGUUAGCAACACUGGGGGGAGUUGCGCAGGGAUACAUCAUGUGCAUCCGGUACGUGCUUCUCGCGGAAUACCUGGGAGUGGAGAGGACGGCAGCCUCCAGUGGCAUCGUCGGCGUCGCCAUGGUGCCGGUGUCUUUGGUCAGCCCACUGAUCAUAGGACGAUUUCGGGAUGCAACAGGAUCGUACGACAACUACUACCGGCUCCUGGGAAUUGCCAGCUUUCUUGCGGCUCUUCUCUUCGGGGCACACAAUUUUUGCCAGACGAAAACCACAAGAGACGUUAACUCUCUUGCAUAAGGAGUUGGUGUCAUUGAACGACUGAGCGCCGUGGCAUGGUUCCAACGUUGGUAUCAACAUAUCCCACGUCGUGAAGAGCAAUCUGCC